Knipowitschia caucasica is the source of this 2277-nucleotide messenger RNA. The record is from the annotation of a GenBank genome assembly. NCBI's taxonomy places the organism in Eukaryota, Metazoa, Chordata, Actinopteri, Gobiiformes, Gobiidae.
AUGCUGCGUGUUGCUGGAGCAGUGGAGGGCGGCGCGGCAGAUGGCAGCCCCCUCAUGUCUGUCUUUUUGGGGCAGAACAAUGCAUCUCUCAGUGCUGCCUGUUGGAGGAGGGGGUGCAGGGGGUUGGAGUGGGACAGCUGGCAGGCAGGACCCCUCCCACUACCUCCACACGCUCAGCCACGCACACUCCGCAAUUAUUUCGGCACGGGCCCCGGCUUAAACAUUUACCAGACCCCUAUAAACAGUUUCAGAACUGACCAGACCCAGUUCCAGUUGAAGCACUUCGCAAACAUCAUUGAUAUGAGAACAGCAGAAGACUCGUCCGGGACAGUCCUGCACCGGCUGAUCCAGGAGCAGCUACGUUAUGCCAACAUGAGCGACACCCGCACCCUCCUGGCCAUCCAGCAGCAGGCCCUACGCGGGGGCAGCAGCAGCAGCGGGGGAGGCACAGGGAGCCCCAGGUCUUCUCUGGAGAGUCUGUCCCAGGAAGACAGCCCAUACAUCUACAUGAACACCAGGCAGGAGCCACAGGGGGAGGAGUACCAGGGAGAGGGCCUGUCCGAGAGCCCCCUGUACCACCUGCACACAGAGGAGCUGCCCACGUAUGAGCAGGCUCGGCUUCUCAUCUCGCAAAAGACUCUAGAUCUGUGUCCUGAGGAGCAGUGGGGCGUGAAGAGGGAGCACGUCCGGUCCCUCAGCGAGCGCCUCAUGCAGCUCAGUCUGGAGAGGAGCUCCACCCAGCCGCUCAUGCCCUCCUCUCACAGUUACCCCCAGCUCUUCAGCUCCAACACACAGCCCCAGAGUGUGGAGCAGAGAGCCCCCCCUCCGCAGUACCCCUGUCCCACCAAACUGCCCGGAUACAUGCUCAGCCACUCGCAGGAACCACAGGGACAGUACUACAGAGAACCACCUCCAUUUUACUCCCAGCACAGGUAUGUUCCAGCCCAGCCUCCACCGCCCUCCCCCCAGAAUGAAGCUCUCCUGAGGGAAAACGAGCGCCUGACGAGGGAGCUGGAGGUGGUAACGGAGAAGGCAUCCCGACUGCAGAAGUUGGAGGGGGAGAUCCAGAGAAUAUCCGAGGCCUACGACACUCUGAUGAAAGGCUCGGUCAAGAGGGAGAGUCUGGAGAAAACCAUGAGGAACAAACUGGAGGCGGAGAUCAAGAGGCUGCAUGACUUCAACAGGGACUUGAGAGAACAACUAGAGUCUGCAACCAAACAGAGGGCAUCCAAGGAGGCAGAGAGCUCAGACCCCAAGCACCACGUUUUUGUCAAACUUCUCGAGCAAAAUGAGGAGCAGCAGAGGGAGAAGGAGCGUCUGGAGAAGCAGGUGUUGUCUCUGCGCGUGUCUGCAGAGGAGUCCCAGAGGAGGCGGGACGUCCUGGAGCAGGCCCUGUCUUCGGCCCAGUCCCGGUGUCGCGCUCUGGAGGAGGAGCUGCUGAGGAAGAGGCUUUACGGACGGAAGCUCGAGGGCCUCCAGAGCUCGCUGGCCCAGCUCCAGGCGGCCUGCGAGAAGAGAGAGGCGCUGGAACUGAGGCUGCGAACGCGACUCGAGCAAGAGCUGAAGAGCCUCCGAGCGCAACAGAAGCAGAUGAGCACCGCCACAGCCUCAGAGCUCAGUGCGUCCUCAUUGGAACAGCACCUGCGGGAGAAGGAGGAGCGGGUCCUGGCCCUGGAAGCCGACAUCACCAAAUGGGAGCAGAAAUAUUUGGAGGAAAGCACCAUGAGGCAGUUUGCUAUGGACGCUGCUGCUACCGCGGCCGCUCAGAGGGAUACAACGAUCAUCAAGCAUUCCCCUCGAACAUCCCCCAACAGCAGCUUCAACGAGGACUUGCCGAUGGCCAGUCACAGGCACCAAGAAAUGGAAAAUAGAAUCCGGGCUCUUCACGCUCAGCUCUUGGAGAAAGACGCUGUUAUCAAAAUCCUGCACCAGAGAUCCAGACUGGAGCAGGGGCGACUCGAGAAACAGGGGCGACUGGAGAACCAGGGCCUCCGAUUGGCUCGCUCCGUCCCGUCCAUCAACACCGUGUUCGUUAGCAGCGAGCUCAAAGUGAUGAAAAGCCUAUCGGAUGACCAGACAGGUGCGGUAGGCGGGGGUCUGUUGUCGACACCCAGGAGCGCGGUUCUCAGACGGGACAGGGGCACCCAGAGCGAGGCCCAGCCGGAGACAGAAGCCGACACGCCAGAGGAAUCCCAAGCAGCAGACGCGUUUGGUGCUUCUGCAGAGGAGCCGAGAGCCAAGACGAGAGAGUCGGAAAUGGUUGAAAUUCUUAUCUAA